Prosopis cineraria is the source of this 2531-nucleotide messenger RNA. Its product is annotated as protein SIEVE ELEMENT OCCLUSION B. NCBI's taxonomy places the organism in Eukaryota, Viridiplantae, Streptophyta, Magnoliopsida, Fabales, Fabaceae. The record is from RefSeq and is a predicted model, not a curated record. The transcript is spliced from 7 exons. Gene Ontology annotation, biological process: phloem development. Bases 75 to 2267 code for a protein of 730 amino acids.
CACAAUCUGUUUUCUCUUCCUUGUCUCAAAACCUCGAGUCCUUUGUCUGCAUUUAGCUUCCACUGUUGCUCACUAUGGCCUUGGCUAGCUUUGCAAAGUUGAAUUCAAUGCAACAACUGAUGAAAACUGACAAGAACGUGCCCACUUUGUCGGACGACAACAUUCUUGUCAAGAAAAUAGUGGCAGAACACAAUCCUGAUGGACUAGAGCAUGAUGUCAAGCCACUUCUCCGACUUGUUGAGGACAUUCUUAGACAGGCCACCUUGAGUUCUGAAGGAGUUUCAGUGGGUGCCCUGGGAACUGUUGAUCAUGUUGAUGACAGAGACCACCCUUCAAGCUACUUCACCAUAAUAGAGAGCCUAGCCUACAGGAUUGAUCGUAUUUCCUGCGAGAUGUCCUACAAGGCUCUCAGUGGCGUCGAUGCACACACCACAACUGUGGCAAUAUUUGACAUGCUUACAAACUUCAAGUGGGAUGUGAAGUUAGUGCUCAUCUUAGCUGCUUUUGCCCUCACUUAUGGAGAAUUUUGGCUUCUUGCCCAUAUUCAUUCUACAAACUCUCUGGCCAAAUCAAUGGCUAUCCUGAAGCAACUUCCCGGCAUCAUGGAACAUGCUGGCCCAUUGAAAGCAAGGUUUGAUGUACUUAAUGAUCUUGUAAAGGUCAUAUUGGAGGUCACAAGAUGUGUCAUUGAGUUCAAUGACCUACCUCGGACAUACAUUACCCCGGAUGUGUCAAGCUACACCACUGCCUCUGCCCACAUACCCAUUGCUUGCUACUGGAGCGUUAGGGGCAUUAUUGCUUGCAGCAAUCAGAUUACAAGCCUCACUACUCUGGGCUAUGAAUUCAUGCUGUCAACGACAGAGGCUUGGGAGCUAUCCACAUUGGCUCACAAACUCAAAACCAUCCUUGAGCAUCUAAGGAAGCACCUGGAUAUCUGCUACAAAUACAUUGAGAAAAAGAUGGAUGCUGAAGCCUAUGAAAUGUUGUGCGAGCUCUUCAAGAUGAUCCACAUAGACAACAUGAGGGUUCUGAAGGCUCUGAUAUAUGCUAGGGAUGAUCUACUCCCUCUCUAUGACGGUGCUUCUAAGAAAAGGGUUGGGCUUGAAGUGCUGAGGAGGAAGAAUGUGUUGUUGCUAAUUUCGGGUCUAGAUUUCUCCCACGAGGAGCUGCUAAUCUUGGAACAGAUCUACAAUGAAUCGAGGGCGCACGCAACAAAACUGGAGAACAGGUAUGAGUUGGUGUGGAUCCCAGUUGUGGAUCGCCUCAUCAACGAUCAACUGACAGAACAACAGCAAACGCAGUUCGAGAACCUGAGAGAAACGAUGCCAUGGUACUCUGUGUAUCAUCCUUCAUUGAUAAGCAAGGCAGUGCUUAUGUUUGUCCGAAACGAAUGGAAGUACAAGAACAAGCCAAUCCUCGUAGUCUUGGAUCCUCAAGGCAAGGUAGCCUGCCCUAACGCUAUCCACAUGAUGUGGAUUUGGGGAAGCAGCGCCUUCCCUUUCACGAGCUUAAAAGAGGAAGCCCUCUGGAGGGAAGAGACUUGGCGUUUGGAGCUCGUUGUCGACGGCAUUGACACCGAAAUACUCAACUGGAUGAAGGAUGGGAAGUUCAUAUUCAUGUACGGAGGAGAUGACUACGUUUGGGUGAGGAACUUCGUAAGGGAAGCAAGGAGAGUAGCACUGGCAGCGCGCAUACCCUUGGAGAUGGUGUACGUAGGGAAGAGCACGAAGAAGGAUCAGGUGCGGCGAGUGCUGGACAACAUAGUGCAGGACAAGCUCAACACUCAUAGUUGGCAAGACCUGAGCAUGGUGUGGUUCUUCUGGACUCGACUCGAAAGCAUGCUGUUCUCCAAGAUUCAGCUUCAACAAGCCGAUGAUCAUGACGUGGUGAUGCAAGAAAUCAAGAGGCUCCUGAGCUAUGACAAAUUGGGGGGUUGGGUCAUUCUAGCAAAAGGCUCUCACAUUGUGGUGAAUGGGCAUGCCAAUACGGGGUUGCAGACCUUGAUGGAGUACGACACUAUGUGGCAACAGAAAGCGGAGAAGGAUGGGUUCGAUAGUGCUUUUGGGGAGCAUUACAGGAAGCUUCAUGCAGUGGAGAAUCCGUGCUGCAGAUUUGAAUUUUCUCAUGCAAUGGGAAGAAUUCCAGAGAGGCUGAGGUGCCCUGAGUGUCAGCGUCACAUGAACGUUCUUACAACCUUCCAGUGUUGCCAUGAUGAAAAUGCUAAUGAGGCGUUCAUUGUCAGCGCCGUGUCUCCUCCUACCAUAUGAUGAUCAAAAGACAAUCUUCCACGCGUUGUUGUUAAUGUUCUGUUUCGUCCUGUUAUUUUCAAUUCUGUGUGUUUUUGUUACGCACAUCACCCUCACAUGGGCGUUAUAAGAUGUGAGUAGUCAAGGACGUACGGUUUCGCUCAGCGAUUAUACGUGCUCUUGUGUGCUUCUACACGCUGUGGGGAGUGAUCCUUUAUUUUGCAAAGAGUUGCCUCCUGUCAUGUGAUUGGCAUCAAUCAAUAAUAUUGCAGUUUUCAUCAAUAA